AAAAAUGACAUUUUGAUGUCAGACAUUGAGAUGUGGCAAACUGUGGAUUAGCUGAUGCCAAUAUGACAUUGUGACAUCAGGAGUCUGUCUCUAAAGCGCCAGACUGAGGAGCAGCUGACACUCUCUUUUUGCUGCUGCUGCUGAUGAUGCUGCUGCUGCGAAAAUGCUGCGAUUCCCUGUGAAGAAAAUACGAAAGCAGUUCAAACUUCUGCUACUGCUGGUGCUGCUUACUUUCGCCGUGUGGUUUACGUACCUGCACAUCAACCAGGGCAAAUCCAUCAAACUCCACUUCAACUAUGGGAAAGAUGGUGAAAGGCCAAUGGAGGGAACUGAUACCAGCCGUAAGAGAGACUCGCGUUCAUCAGACAAGUACCACAAAAGCGAAGAUGCCAGCAACAGCCAGGAGGACGAAAACACACAGGAAGAUGAGCGCAACGCUGGCACCGUUCAUGACAAAGAUCAAGCUGAAAUCCGCAAGUUGCUCACGCAGAAGUACAAGAAGUUGCCAUGGAAACCAGAGUUUAAAGGUCAAGCGAACCUCCACGUGUUUGAAGACUGGUGUGGCUCCUCAGUCGCUCAGCUCAGGAAGAACCUGCAUUUUCCUCUCUACCCCCAUACGAGAACUACAGUGAAGAAGUUGGCCGUGGCUCCAAAAUGGAAGAACUACGGCCUGAGAAUAUUUGGAUACAUUCUACCUUACAAGGAUGGAGAUUUUCAGUUUGCAGUUUCUUCUGAUGAUAACUCAGAGUUCUGGUUGAGUUCAGAUGAAAGUCCUCUCAAUGCACGUCUGCUGGCCUACGUGGGAAAGCUGGGAUCUGAGUGGACUGCACCAGGAGAGUUUACCAAGUUCAGGUCUCAGGCAUCCAAAUCUGUGCAUCUCAUGGCCUCCAGACGAUACUACUUUGAGAUUCUCCACAAGCAGGACGACAAAGGCUCGGAUCACGUUGAAGUCGGGUGGCGCCCUUUCCUGCCAGGACUCAAGUAUGAGGUCAUUGACUCCGCCUACAUCUCCUUGUACACAGAUGAGAGCAGUUUGAAGAUGAACCAUGUGGAUCACAUUCCUCAGACUCUGGCCAGCCACGGGCCGGUCCCAGCAGAGACCCGCACCCACAGCCAGCACGGCGCCGAUAUGCUGCAACCGGACCCCCGCGACACCUUCUACAACAUCCCCAUGAUUGACCCUGCUCAUCUUGAAAAUGUAUUGCCCUCCUGUCUCUACUCGCCAACAUAUGUGGUCAAAGACUUCCCUAUUGCCCGCUAUCAAGGCCUACAGUUUGUUUAUCUUUCUUUUGUCUAUCCCAAUGACUUCACCCGCCUCACACACAUGGAAAGAGAAAACAAGUGCUUCUACAGAGAGUCGCCCAUCUAUCUGGAGAAGUUUGGCUUCUAUAAAUACAUGAAGAUGGAUGAGGAGGAAGAUGACAGGCCAUUCUUCUUCCCUAAUCCUGAUGAUUUUCUUGAAGAAGAAGAGGGGGCAGAUCCUGAUGAUGAAGCACAACUUGUUGGCACUCAGUCAGCAAAGAAGACUGUCCAACCUAGCCAAUCAAGUCACACUGUAACCACUUCUGAUAAGCCUGUUCCCACAAUGCUUCCCAAGAGAAAUGAGGUAGAGUCAGACAACCCAGCUUUGAGGAGAGAGCACAGGCACUUUUUCACAAGUGCAAGGCAAGUGGUCGCGGCUCAACAUCAAGACACAGUAGAAGAACAAGACACUCUAGACCAUCAGGCUAAGGUAGGGUUACCAAAAAGUGAGAGUGUGGUGCGAGGUCGUUCUCUCACUUGGGUUCAAAAAGACCGCCAGGACUUCAAAGAGGCUCGGUCAGAAGAUCGUUCUCCCAAAAUGAGCCGAUCAGCUUUGUUAUUCCCGCCGAAAUCCUCAUUGGUAGCUCUCAACAGCCGAGCCAAGCAAAUCCUCGGCAGUCCUGCCCACACCGUCCCUUCCCUAGUUAACAACCACGCUCAUGACAACAGCCACAAUCCUGGAAACAGCCACACCAACAAGGAACACAAGAAGGAGGACAACAAAAUUUACGUUACAAGACCUCGACCAGCUAAGGAGAAGCAAAGCUCUGUUUCACGCCAUCCUAGAGAGGUCUUCCCUGGCGUUUUCCUGUAUCAGAAUGGCAAAACCACAAAGGUGGUGAACCUCAGUGCCAAACCAAAGCUCAGCAAAGGACCUCUACGUGCAUCCCAGUUAUUUGCACGGCCUCCUCUGCAGGAGAACAAGGUCUUUCCAGCUAGCCCCAACUUCAGCAAGCCAGCGGAAAAUCCCGUGGCCCCAAACAGAGCAGCAAUCUCGAGCCGUUUUGAGCGGAGGAUACGAGGCGUCUGGGAAAAACACCAUCAUUCUCUGAGGCCCAUCACAACUGCUCGACCUCCUCCUGCUCCCACCCCUCCAUCCAAUAACUCCUCCGAGAACGUGCUUCCGACCAAACCUCUCCACGUCACUUCCUACUUGCACACUUCCGAGAUCACCGAGUCCCAACAGCAGCGGCCAGACACGGACCCUGAACCGGAGGAGGACGGAGGCCUAUCGGAAUAUAGUUAUGAGGAUGUGGAGCCUCGGCCUGGGUGGGCAGAGGAGGCCAUUAAUUGGCAGAGGACAUUUUCCGUCAACAGCAUGGACUUUGAGACAUUGCGCUCUGACUGGAACGAUCUUCGGUGUAACGUGUCUGGAAACUUGCAGCUGUCCGAGAGCGAAGUGGUGGAUGUGCUUGCGCAGUACAUGGAGAAACUCAACGAACGCAAUGGAGGGAUUUACACUCUCCUCCGAAUCAUAAACGUAGAAAAGCGGCGUGACUCUGCUCGCGGUAACCGUUACCUGAUAGAACUGGAGCUGAUGGAAAGAGGCCGUAAAGUGGUCCGUCUUUCUGAGUACAUCUACAUGCUGUUGCACCGCGGCCGGGUAGAAGACAGUCUGGAGAAUGUGGAAGGGGUCACAGCAUCAUCCCCCUCUUCCCCUGUCGCCAGUCCACCGGCUCCGGCAUCUCACACACCUACCCGUGGGGCCCACACCACCCCUCAGUGGGGCACCGUGUAUGCCAAACCCCUGCUGUGCCAGCCAGUGAUGCUGCAGUGGAAAAAGGAUGUCAUGGUGCAUUUUGUGGUGCCAGUGAAGAAUCAAGCUCGUUGGGUUCAGCAGUUCAUCUCAGACAUGGAGCUCCUCCACCGUGAGACUAAGGACAACAAUUUUAACAUCAUCAUUGUGGACUUCCAGAGUGAAGACAUGGAUGUGGAACAGGCCCUCAGAGAAAGCUCCGUCCCAAGAUAUGAAUAUCUGAGGAGGGAAGGAAACUUUGAACGUUCUGCCGGGUUACAGAUCGGUGUGGACACCAUAGAGGACAGGCACAGUAUCGUGUUUCUGUGUGACCUGCACAUUCAUUUCCCUCUGAACAUCCUGGAGAACAUCAGGAAGCACUGUGUGGAGGGCAAACUGGUGUUCGCUCCGAUCGUGAUGCGACUGGGCUGUGGGAGCUCGCCUCGAGAGCCUGAUGGUUACUGGGAAGUGAACGGCUUCGGCCUGUUCGGGAUCUACAAAGCAGAUUUUGACAAGAUUGGUGGGAUGAACACGGAGGAGUUCAAGGACCGCUGGGGAGGAGAGGACUGGGAACUACUGGACAGAGUUCUACAGAAUGGGCUGGAGGUCGAGCGGUUACGACUGAGAAACUUCUUCCACUACUAUCACUCUAAACGAGGCAUGUGGAACUCACAGUCCAGUAAAAUCCCUAAAGGAUAAAACUGAACCUCGAUGAGAGACUUCAAACAAACGUCCCGGGACCUUAAAGGACCAAACCAGCUGGGACCCGUCUCAUGCGAGGACACAUGAUGUGCCAAGCUGCUGUCCGAACUCAACACACUCGACCGAGACAGAGACUCAGAGUGUGUGUUUGUACGUAUCUCUGUCUGUUAGGUCAGGAGUUCUUUUAGGUGCGCGAAACUCGAGAGAUCAUCGCAGAUUUAUAAGAGAUUGGGUGAAUUUUACACUAAGCUAGCCGCUCAGGCACUUUGGGUCGCAUAAAUAUGGGUUGCACUUAAGAUAUUAAAUGCUGAAAUGAUUGUCUAAAGGUUUAGAUGUGCGCUGGUUCUUAGACGUCUGCUUUUAUAGCUGUAAAUGUCACUUCCUGUUCAGAUGUGACGCCUUCUUACACUUGAACUGUGGAAAUGAUCUUCGACUUCUGCUGUAAAGGACGGCCAUGUGCUUUUCCCUUCCCAAGUCCUGCUGAACUUACGGACACGAGCGGACCCAGAAGGGCCCGCUGACAAAUGAAAUUAUCCGUCUGUGUAUUUGUCUGUAUGUCUGAGCUGCUUCUUUUCUCGUUUUCCAAUUGGUUUCAACAUAGGUUUAAUCUUUAUUGGCUAUAGUUUCCCAGAUGCAGAAACCUUUUAGUCCGGACCUUUAGACUAAACUUAAUCUCAUUGAUGCCGUAUGGAUUUCUACAGAGUAUAAUGGUAGGAAAAGGACGUUGUCCAGAAGUUGUGUGCCUUUCUUUGACGUAUUUAACAUGGCAGUCCAAACAGGGUGAGGAAGGAGUCCUGGAGUUUAGCUGUCUGGAUUGUGUAGGCCCUUAAUAGCAUUGUUUUAUGGAGAUGAAUGAAUAGAAAAUGUUUUAG
This is a messenger RNA of Rhinichthys klamathensis goyatoka, 4611 nucleotides long. RefSeq names its product beta-1,4-N-acetyl-galactosaminyl transferase 4a (gene b4galnt4a). The transcript has 20 exons. Lineage: Eukaryota; Metazoa; Chordata; Actinopteri; Cypriniformes; Leuciscidae. Gene Ontology annotation, molecular function: acetylgalactosaminyltransferase activity. Gene Ontology annotation, cellular component: Golgi cisterna membrane. The record is from RefSeq and is a predicted model, not a curated record. The coding region runs from base 164 to 3736 and encodes 1190 amino acids.